Messenger RNA from Striga hermonthica, 1191 nucleotides. The record is from the annotation of a GenBank genome assembly. Lineage: Eukaryota; Viridiplantae; Streptophyta; Magnoliopsida; Lamiales; Orobanchaceae.
AUGAAAGCAGUUAGCACGUUGAGGCCCAGUGCCUAUAAUGCCUUGAUUAGGGGACAGCUGCGUUUCAGAGCUGCUCCGUUCCCGUCACUCAAGGUGGCUUCUCCCUCGGGCUGGCGCCCGAGUCCGAUCGAGUGUUCGUUGAAGCGGAAUGUGUGGUUUUCAGGCCCGGGAUUUGGCGAUUUCGGACCCAGGUCAGGCGGCGCCGUGGUCAGGGCAGCUGCGGAGGAGGACGCUGGUGCGCCGGAGAGCCCUAAAUCGACGGGCCUCGCGGAUGCUUUGGUGCUGGGAACGCUCUUCGUGCUCUGGUUCGCGUUUCACGCUUGCUUCAGUAUCUACAACAAGCAGGUUCUCAAAGAUUUUCAUUACCCUCUCACUGUCACUCUUGGUCAAUUCGCUGCUGGGACAGCACUGGUUACUCUGAUGUGGACGUUGAAUCUCCACAAAAAGCCCAAAAUCAGUCGUGCUCAGCUUGCUGCAAUUCUCCCACUGGCGGUGGCGCAUACCUUAGGCAGCCUCUUUACCAAUAUGAGCCUCGGAAAAGUUGCCGUAUCAUUCACUCACACGAUCAAAGCUAUGGAGCCUUUCUUCUCUGUUGUCCUCUCUGCUGUGUUUCUAGGGGAGACUCCUACAAUAUGGGCGGUUCUCUCUCUUCUACCUGUCGUUGGUGGAGUUGGUUUGGCAUCCAUGACCGAGGUCUCAUUUAAUUGGUCUGGUUUUUGGAGUGCAAUGGCCUCAAAUUUGGCAAAUCAGUCUCGCAAUGUCCUGAGCAAGAAGUUACUGGUUAAGAAAGAGGAAUGUCUGGAUAACAUUACGCUCUUCUCCACAAUUACUGUAAUGUCCUUCGUCGUGAUAUUGCCCGCUACCCUUAUCGUGGAAGGCGUCAAAUUCACACCUUCGUAUCUCCAAGCGUCUGGUGCGAAUAUAAAGCAGAUUUACAUGCUGUCACUCUUGACUGGUCUCUGCUUCCACGCAUACCAGCAGGUAGUCGCGUACAUGUUAUUGCAACGUGUGUCUCCUGUUACUCAUUCAGUAGCCAACUGUGCGAAGCGUGUGGUGAUUAUCGUGUCUGCUGUUCUCUUCUUCAGGACACCAGUUUCAAUGAUUAACUGUCUAGGUACCGGAGUAGCCCUUGCCGGUGUGUUCUUGUACUCGAGAGCAAACCGUGUUAAGCCGAAGCCAAAUACUGCUUGA